Molecule: messenger RNA, 3953 nt
Organism: Salvelinus namaycush (lake trout)
Lineage: Eukaryota; Metazoa; Chordata; Actinopteri; Salmoniformes; Salmonidae
Product: REST corepressor 3-like
Exons: 12
Coding region: 176-1816 (546 amino acids)
Biological process (GO): regulation of transcription by RNA polymerase II; negative regulation of DNA-templated transcription
Cellular component (GO): transcription regulator complex; histone deacetylase complex
Molecular function (GO): transcription corepressor activity
Source: RefSeq, a predicted model, not a curated record
AUAUAUCUUUGUAAAACCACAAUAAGCUAAAAAUGGUGGAUGAAUACUGGACUGUGGCACAGUGUCACAGCUGCGUAGCUGUGGGAGUUAUUGAAAAGACGGGCUGUGAAAAAAAUAUACAUUGCAUGGUUAUAUUAGGUAUUCUCCCAAGGAGAACCCACAAAGAUACGUAAAAAUGCCUGGAAUGAUGGAUAAAGGGUCGGAGUAUCUCGGAAAGGGACGCUCUAACGGAACAAAAAGCCCUUCAAAUGCAUCGAAUGGACAUUUUUCUGAUGAGAGUGGCAGUGACGACGAGCACGAUGUCGGAAUGCGUGUGGGAUCCGAUUAUCAAGCCAAUAUACCAGAAUUUGAUCCUGGUUCUACCAAGUACAGUGAUAAAGAUAGUGGGGGAAUGUUGGUGUGGUCUCCAUAUCACACCAUUGUCGACCCAAAAUUGGAUGAAUAUAUUGCCAUUGCAAAAGAGAAGCAUGGGUAUAAUGUUGAGCAGGCAUUGGGCAUGCUGUUCUGGCACAAACACAACAUUGAGAAGUCCCUGGCAGACCUGCCCAACUUCACCCCCUUCCCCGACGAGUGGACCGUGGAGGAUAAAGUGCUGUUCGAACAAGCCUUCAGCUUCCACGGAAAAAGCUUCCACAGGAUUCAACAAAUGUUACCAGACAAAUCCAUAUCCAGCCUUGUGAAGUAUUACUACUCCUGGAAGAAGACCCGGUCCAGAACCAGCCUGAUGGACCGCCAGGCCAGAAAGCUAGCAAACCGAAACGCCCAAGAUGACAGUGAAGAAGAAAUGGAGGCCAACCCCGUCGAAGCAAACGAUAGCGAUUACGACCCCACCAAGGAGACGAAAAAAGAGAGCCACACGGAGCCCCAGCCCCUGAGCUCCUCCAAGAUUGGGCUCGGCCGACGGGAGCACCUGACGCUCAUGCACCGGCACCACUCGCAGCGCUCCAAGUGCCGGCCGCCCAAGGGCAUGUACCUGACCCAGGAGGAUGUGGUGGCAGUGUCGUGCAGCUCCAGCGCUGCCAACACCGUCCUUCGGCAGCUGGAUAUGGAGCUGGUGGGCCUCAAAAGACAGGUUCAAAAUGCAAAGCAACUGAACAGUGGUCUGAAACACAGGAUGGAAGCGGGCAUUGAUGACUUCAGGCUGCCAGAGUGCAACCAAAAAGUUAAUGCCCGCUGGACAACAGAUGAACAGCUUCUGGCAGUUCAAGGUGUCCGGAAGUACGGGAAAGACUUCCAGGCCAUUGCCGACGUUAUCGGUAAUAAGACGGUAGGGCAGGUAAAGAACUUCUUUGUGAACUACCGCCGCCGGUUUAACCUGGAGGAGGUGCUGCAGGAGUGGGAGGCGGAGCAGGGAACUGGCACCCCCAACGGUGACACUGCCACCUCUGGCGAGGAGGGGAAGAACAGCUCCAACACCCCUUCUGGGAAGAGUACGGACGAAGAGGAGGAGGAGGGCCAGGUGACCCUCUCGUCAGGCCCUUCUCCCGCUGCCACUUCCUCUGCAACUUUCCAGACCCUGGUGACGUCGUCGGCAACCUCGCUCAACCAGCCGCCCCCGCUCCUACGGCCAUCCCUGCCGGCCACUCCAGCCCUCCACAGGCAGCCGCCCCCUCUCCAGCAGCAGGCCCGCUUCCUCCAACCCCGGCCCGUGCUCAACCAGCCCCCCCCACUCAUCCGGCCCUCCAACCCCCCGCCCCCGCGCCUCAAUCCCCGGCCGCUUGUCCCCACCUCCACAGGGUGCCCAGGCCCCAGCCAGCCGCCCCCCACCCUGGUGGGCAUCCCAUCGGAGACGCCGUCCUCCUCCACGCUGCACUGAGUGUGUGCAAUGGCGAAGCAAGAAAACUGAAAAGUCUUGGUGGUUUUUUUUUUACUUGGUCGUUUGUUUGCUUGUAUUUUUCUUGACAAUGAUCUGUUGUUUUCCUGAAGGUCGUCAAUUGUUGGUUGUUAUGAGGAAAUUAUGUAUAUUAAUGAGAAAAGUAAAACCGUUGAAGUUUUUAAAGUAUAUGUAUAUUAGGUUAGGUCUUAGUUUUUUUAUUUAUUUGAAAUCACUUUUUUUAUUCACUCAUCUUUAAUAGACUUGCUUAGAUGUUAUGUGUUAGUGAUGUUAAAGAUUUACUAGAAGCAUUGGUCCUUUUUGAAAGUGUUCUUGGCUUCUGGUUAAUGUAUAUUUUACAAACUGGCAAAAUUUGCAAGUAGUAUAUAAACAAAAGGUAUAUUGAAGACACUAUGAUGGACAAUACACACAACUAGUGAAAAGGUGGCAUUGCCGUAUUUCUGUUGGAUUCUUUGAUUUGCCGUAACGCAUAUUUGUUCUUUGAGCGAAUAUAGACGUUAAACUUUUAUAUAAGCAUUAUUUAUUUUUCUACUCGGUGCUAUGGACUUGACUGAUUUUUGCCUAUGUCCAGUAUAAUAAUAACCAUUGUGUAAGUGCUCUUACACAUCUAGGACAACUGUAUUUACGUGAUUGAAUUGAUCUAAACUGGAAGAAACCGAUCGAAAAAAAUGAUGAAAUUAACUUGUUUCAUGUAAUAUUAAGCUACGAGGAUGUCACUGUCAGUGAAUUGAUUGUUGUAGUCAGUGAGCCACAUUUUCAGGAAUUUGUUUCAAUGAUUUUUAUUUAAGAUAUAUUGAAGAACAAAAUGUUUGACUUCUGUACAGUUGUGUAAUUUGUUUGCUUCAUUUUAAACCGUGAUGAUCAUAACUAAAACAAAAUCAAAAAGCGUGGUUUUAACGGUCGCCAGUCAGUAAUUCCCAGUGUAAGCUGUGGCAUAGUCCCUAACAUAUCCAUUCAAAUAUUUCUAACAUGUUGUUUUAUGUUGUCUGUCCAGCUAUGAUCAAUAGUUUUUUACCAAGUUUUGGGAAUGAAUUAGUGCCACUUCAUGUUCGAGGUUGAAAGAUUCCGUAAAAUGUUAUAUGUUCUCCAGAAAUCCUGGUUGGAAGAUAUCUGGAACGUUUCUCAAAUUCUGCCUAAUCACUGUUAAGGAAUGGAGGAAGAAAUAGGCUAAUUCACUACUGUACAUGGUGACAAGCUUUAACAUGUUGAAAUGCGAACUUAAAUGACCUUUGAACCACUAAUACACUGAGUCAUUAAUCCUUUCCUGUGGAAAUAAUGUGGCCAGAAGUACGUAUAAUCAUGGACAUUGAGGACUUGCAUUUUGCCUUAAAAAUAUAUGACAUUGUGUUUACUAUGCUAUUCGCUUGCCAUUAUUUCGGUCUCUCGUUGCACUUGCAUUUCAAUCAAGUGUCUUUCAAACAUUUUUCAAUUCCAUGUCUACUGUAGUACAUUUAUUUGGUUUGUCUUUGUCCUAUGUUGUCAUAGUAAAUUAUUACGUUUCCCUGCCUGCUUAUAUUGAAAUGAAUAUUGCCCCAAAAAUAUAGCAUACUAGUGCAAUCCCAAAUAUACAACUAGAAAUGUAGCAUUGAAAUUAAAAAAAACACAUUUGGAAUUGUUGCAUAGUUUACCUUUAAUUGAUUUGUCUACUUUAGCCCAAAUCAUUUUAUCAGCAUCCAGCAUUGUUUCUGCUAUUUGAUAUGCCUAAUUGACAAUUUAAUGGUUUCCCAAAAUCAUCACGCCUCAAUGUAACUGCUGUGGAAUAAUUCUAAACAAAUGCAAUUAAGUAGUAUAGUUAAAUAGCAUAGGCUUAUGUAAAUAAUACCUCCACACUGGGCAGACAUCAGUUGGUCUAGUUUUGGUUACCAUGCCAUUGGAUUUAGGUUAAAGGUUGGGUGAAAAAAAAAUGAUGCCCUUAAAUUUACUUUUUGCAAAUACAGUCAGUUUCACGUUGAUUCAUCAGUUUUAUAAAUGGUUAAAAUUACGUGGAAACAACGUUGAUUCAACCAGUUUUGCCAUGCAUGUAAAAACAUCAGCUGUGCUUCUUGGUGGUAUUGACUUACUAGGCCUAGGGCCUACAUGAUUCUGUUGUAAUGUAUUUGUUAUAUUAAAAAGCAGUAUC